CAUUUAAUUGAUGCCUGCGUCGAUUCGAAUCUGAACCACUCCGGUGAAAUUAAAGUCCCGCUCUCACCGUGCUACCAUCUUGGUGGUAUAAACGCCCGUCUUCUUCUUUCCAACUUGUCAUCAAUGUAAGCCCCAGCCUCCCCCCUCUUUCCCUGCUACCUGCAGAGACCUGAAGGUAAAAGAAAAAAAAAUCUUGAUCGAUCUCUUUGUCGAUCUCUCGGUCUCCUUCGGUCGUUGCCGGUUUGCCGAUCCCUGGAGGGCAUGAGUUGGUUUGAUAAGCUACCUCGCUCGUCGAAUGCGAGCCGAUUCAUGGACGGCCUGAUGAUCUUUAUCCUCCAUCAUUCGAUUCCUAUACGUUCGUACCUUUCCUUAGAUCCUAUACAAUCUUAAGCGGCGUUCGAGGGAUUCGAACCUCCGUCUUUGAUCGCCGGCAUGGAGCCCCAGACCCGCUCGGACCGCGACAAUUUUGCCAUCAGCGGUAUUUUUCUCUCACACUUUGAGAGGCAACAACCUCCCUCCCCUUCAGUCAUUGUGAUUGGUGGAGGCAUUUCAGGGAUCGCAGCUGCGCGUGUAUUGUCUAAUGCUUCAUUUAAGGUCAUUCUAUUAGAGUCUCGUAAUCGGCUUGGGGGUCGAGUGCAUACUGACUAUUCUUUUGGCUGUCCUAUUGAUAUGGGGGCAUCAUGGCUACAUGGUGUUUGCAAUGAAAAUCCUUUGGCACCAUUUAUUCGUGGUCUAGGCCUAAGAUUAUACCGCACUAGUGGCGACCACUCUGUGUUGUAUGACCAUGAUCUAGAGAGCUAUGCACUUUUUGAUAUGGCUGGUCGCCAAGUACCUCAACAGCUAGUCAUUAAAGUUGGAGAAAUAUUUGAGAAAAUUCUCAAAGAGACAGAGAAAGUAAGGGAUGAACAUGCUGAAGACAUGUCCCUGCUCCAAGCUAUUUCUAUUGUUUUGGACAGAAAUCCACAGCUAAGGCAAGAAGUGUUGGCAUAUGAAGUGUUGCAAUGGUAUAUAUGCAGAAUGGAGGCGUGGUUUGCUGCAGAUGUGGAUACCAUAUCUUUGAAAAGCUGGGAUCAGGAGCAUGUUCUUUCUGGUGGCCAUGGACUUAUGGUGCAGGGAUAUUAUCCUGUUAUCAAAGCUCUUGCCAAAGAUCUUGAUAUCCGUCUGAACCACAGGGUCACAAAAAUUAUCCAACACUGCAAUAAAGUAAUGAUCACUGUGGAGGAUGGCACAAAUUUUGUAGCGGAUGCUGCUAUCAUCACUGUUCCUCUUGGGGUUCUUAAAGCAAAUAUGAUUGAAUUUGAUCCUAAGCUACCAGAGUGGAAAGUCUCAGCUAUCUCCGAUCUUGGUGUUGGGAAUGAAAACAAGAUAGCUCUUCACUUUAGUACUGCUUUUUGGCCUAAUGUAGAAGUUUUAGGAAUGGUUGCUCCAACAUCUUAUGCAUGUGGCUAUUUUCUCAAUCUCCACAAAGCAACAGGACAUCCUGUUCUUGUGUACAUGGCUGCUGGAAGGUUUGCUUAUGACAUUGAGAAACUAUCUGAUGAAGAAGCUGUUAACUUUGUGAUGUUACAGCUCAAGAAAAUGCUUCCAGAUGCCACACAACCGGUUCAGUAUUUGGUUUCUCGAUGGGGUACAGAUCCAGAUUCCCUUGGGUCCUAUUCUUGUGAUCUGGUUGGGAAGCCAGCUGAUUUGUAUGAGAGAUUUCGUGCUCCUGUGGAUAAUUUAUAUUUUGCUGGGGAAGCAGCAAGUGUUGAUCAUUCUGGGUCUGUUCAUGGAGCUUAUACAUCAGGUAUCGUGGCUGCUGAAGACUGCCGAAGGCGUCUAUUAUUGCAGCAUGGUAUCUCAGAUCGCUUCCAGAUUAUAUUAAGGGAGAAAAUGUCCGAAAUGAUACCCUUCCAAAUAUCUAGGAUGUAGUUUAUUUCUUGCUGGAUCAAUAACGAAACCAUGGAUUAUAUGGAAAUAAAUGGAAGUAGAUUUUUUUUUUUUAUCAUAUUUCAAA
This is a messenger RNA of Phoenix dactylifera (date palm), 1996 nucleotides long. Its product is annotated as polyamine oxidase 5-like. The record is from RefSeq and is a predicted model, not a curated record. Gene Ontology annotation, cellular component: peroxisome. Gene Ontology annotation, biological process: polyamine catabolic process. NCBI's taxonomy places the organism in Eukaryota, Viridiplantae, Streptophyta, Magnoliopsida, Arecales, Arecaceae. Gene Ontology annotation, molecular function: polyamine oxidase activity.